Helicoverpa armigera (cotton bollworm) is the source of this 1780-nucleotide messenger RNA. RefSeq names its product carbonyl reductase [NADPH] 1. The record is from RefSeq and is a predicted model, not a curated record. Bases 44 to 907 code for a protein of 287 amino acids. The transcript has a single exon. Lineage: Eukaryota; Metazoa; Arthropoda; Insecta; Lepidoptera; Noctuidae. Gene Ontology annotation, molecular function: carbonyl reductase (NADPH) activity.
AUAAGACUGCUUACUUCACAAGUAAACAUAGCGGAGAGCAGACAUGGAGCGAGUCGCAGUGGUCACCGGCUCCAACAAGGGCAUCGGCUUCGCUAUCGUCAAGGGUCUCCUGCAGAGAUUCCAAGGAGUCGUGUACCUGACCUCAAGAGACGAAGGCAGAGGGAAGGACGCAGUCGCCAAGCUGAACGAACUCGGUCUCCACCCUCAGUAUCACCAGCUCGACGUGACCGACAGACUCAGCAUCACCAAGUUCAGAGACCAUAUCAAACAGAAACAUGGAGGAAUUGACAUCCUAGUGAACAACGCGGCAGUAGCGAACAGCACAGCGUUAUACAACUCCUACGAAGAAUGCAAAACCAUUGUGGAUAUAAACUACUUCAGCAUCCUGACUAUCCAAGAGCUGCUGUUUCCACUAGUGAGAGACAACGGACGUAUUCUGAACAUCUCGAGCGACUGCGGACAUUUGUCUAACGUACGCAACAAGUACUGGAUAGACAGACUGUCGAAGAAGGACUUGACAUUGGAAGAUAUAAAUGAGUUCGUCAACUGGUUCUUGGACGGCGUUAAGAAUAAUACGUUUAAUUACGACGAUAUAGCUGAUGAUGGGAAGAUUGCUGCGUACAGAGUGGCGAAGGUUGCUCUCAGCGCGAACACGAGACUGCAGCAGAAGGCGUUGGAAGGCAGGAACAUCUCUGUGAACUCCAUGCACCCUGGCCUGGUGCAGACUGACAUGACGCGAGGAGUUGGCUUUUACAGCGCAGACCAGGCAGCUGAAACUCCUCUGUACCUGGUGCUAGAAGCUCCGGCUACGCUCAAAGGAGAAUACAUUUGGUACGACAGGAGAGUUCUAGACUGGUAUGACCACAAAGCUGAUUAUUAUUUCAAAACAAUAAACUUAAAACAGUAGAAUGAUAAAUGAGAGCAGAAUAAAAACAAGGACUUUAAUAAAAUUGAAUGAAAUAGAUUUUCUUUGUUCUAUUAUUGUAUAAACUUUACUGCGGAAUAUUUUUUGCAAUCAGCUUCAAAUUAGAAUGGCUUUGUUUGUGCAAAUGAAAAACUUGGUAAUACUUAAAACUAAAAUUGUAUUUGCUUAGUGCUAUAAAAAAGGGUUGUUAUUGUGUGGUGCUUUUUAAAUAUUUGUAUUUUAAUUAAUACCCUUUAUAAUUAAUUACCUAAUACCUAAUAUAAAACAGUGUUUUUACUAAUAUAAAAAACACGUAUUUUGCGCUAUGUUUGUAGCUCUUAUUGAAGCAUUAUGUUAAUUGCCAAACACAAAUCUAUACUUAUAUUUUAAUUCGAUUGAAUAAUCAAAGCUAAUUGAUAAAAAUAAAUGUCAGUAAUGACUGCUAAUAACUGUCACAUCUGCAUAGUUAAUUUAAUUAGCAUACACUAAAUGAAUAGGACUAGUUGAUAUUGUUUUAUACAUUUUACAAAAUGUUUAAAGGCUACACAUUUGCUUCUGUAUUUAUUUGUAAAAUAAAUGUAACUGCAAAUAUUUUAUUUAUGAAAAUGUUGAGUCUAAUAGUUAUGCAAAACACGAUCCUUUUAAUUAUCUAUAAUGUAUUUAAAAAUUGAAAAAUAAAAUUUACCAGCUUUGUACAUCAGCCUCUCAUAACGGUACUUUUGCCACGGAACUACCGAAUGUCUCCACAUCCCGGCCUGUGACGACACAUCGCCGACCGCGGCCACGCUCCACGCUUGUCUCACAAACUUUUGAUUAAAUACAAACGAAAUACAACUUGACGUGAAACUGUAAUCAAAUAAAAUGUUUUAUUGUGUU